Messenger RNA from Coregonus clupeaformis (lake whitefish), 2172 nucleotides. Its product is annotated as collagen alpha-1(I) chain-like. The annotation marks the transcript as partial. NCBI's taxonomy places the organism in Eukaryota, Metazoa, Chordata, Actinopteri, Salmoniformes, Salmonidae. The record is from RefSeq and is a predicted model, not a curated record. The transcript has 2 exons.
AUGAAAGGACUUGAGAGCGCAUCAUGCUGCAGCGUGAUCAGCCCCUCAGAGGCCUGGGGGUCCAGGGAUCAGCCCCUCAGAGGCCUGGGGUCCAGGGAUCAGCCCCUCAGAGGCCUGGGGUCCAGGGAUCAGCCCCUCAGAGGCCUGGGGUCCAGGGGGCAGCCCCUCAGAGGCCUGGGAUCCAGGGGGCAGCCCCUCAGAGGCCUGGGGUCCAGGGGCAGCCCUCAGAGGCCUGGGGGUCCAGGGAUCAGCCCCUCAGAGGCCUGGGGUCCAGGGGGCAGCCCCUCAGAGGCCUGGGGUCCAGGGAUCAGCCCCUCAGAGGCCUGGGGUCCAGGGGGCAGCCCCUCAGAGGCCUGGGGGUCCAGGGAUCAGCCCCUCAGAGGCCUGGGGUCCAGGGAUCAGCCCCUCAGAGGCCUGGGGUCCAGGGAUCAGCCCCUCAGAGGCCUGGGGGUCCAGGGAUCAGCCCCUCAGAGGCCUGGGGUCCAGGGGGCAGCCCCUCAGAGGCCUAGGGGUCCAGGGGGCAGCCCCUCAGAGGCCUGGGGUCCAGGGGCAGCCCCUCAGAGGCCUGGGGUCCAGGGAUCAGCCCCUCAGAGGCCUGGGGUCCAGGGAUCAGCCCCUCAGAGGCCUGGGGUCCAGGGGGCAGCCCCUCAGAGGCCUGGGGUCCAGGGAUCAGCCCCUCAGAGGCCUGGGGGUACAGGGAUCAGCCCCUCAGAGGCCUGGGGUCCAGGGAUCAGCCCCUCAGAGGCCUGGGGGUACAGGGAGCAGCCCCUCAGAGGCCUGGGGGUACAGGGAUCAGCCUCUCAGAGGCCUAGGGUCCAGGGGGCAGCCCCUCAGAGGCCUGGGGUCCAGGGGGCAGCCCCUCAGAGGCCUGGGGUCCAGGGGCAGCCCUCAGAGGCCUGGGGUCCAGGGGCAGCCCUCAGAGGCCUGGGGUCCAGGGAUCAGCCCUCAGAGGCCUGGGGGUACAGGGAUCAGCCUCUCAGAGGCCUGGGGUCCAGGGAUCAGCCCCUCAGAGGCCUGGGGCCCCUCAGAGGCCUAGGGUCCAGGGGGCAGCCCCUCAGAGGCCUGGGGUCCAGGGGGCAGCCCCUCAGAGGCCUGGGGUCCAGGGGGCAGCCCCUCAGAGGCCUGGGGUCCAGGGGGCAGCCCCUCAGAGGCCUGGGGGUCCAGGAUCAGCCCCUCAGAGGCCUGGGGUCCAGGGAUCAGCCCUCAGAGGCCUGGGGUCCAAGGGGCAGCCCUCAGAGGCCUGGGGGUCCAGGGGGCAGCCCCUCAGAGGCCUGGGGUCCAGGAUCAGCCCUCAGAGGCCUGGGGUCCAGGGGCAGCCCCUCAGAGGCCUGGGGUCCAGGAUCAGCCCCUCAGAGGCCUGGGGUCCAGGGGGCAGCCCCUCAGAGGCCUGGGGUCCAGGGAUCAGCCCCUCAGAGGCCUGGGGGUACAGGGAUCAGCCCCUCAGAGGCCUGGGGUCCAGGGAUCAGCCCCUCAGAGGCCUGGGGGUACAGGGGGCAGCCCCUCAGAGGCCUGGGGUCCAGGGGGCAGCCCUCAGAGGCCUGGGGUCCAGGGGCAGCCCUCAGAGGCCUGGGGUCCAGGGGGCAGCCCCUCAGAGGCCUAGGGUCCAGGGAUCAGCCCUCAGAGGCCUGGGGGUCCAGGGGCAGCCCUCAGAGGCCUGGGGGUCCAGGGGGCAGCCCCUCAGAGGCCUGGGGGUCCAGGGAUCAGCCCCUCAGAGGCCUGGGGUCCAGGGAUCAGCCCCUCAGAGGCCUGGGGUCCAGGGGGCGCAUCAUGCUGCAGCGUGAUCAGCCCCUCAGAGGCCUGGGGUCCAGGGGGCAGCCCCUCAGAGGCCUGGGGUCCAGGGGGCAGCCCCUCAGAGGCCUAGGGGUCCAGGGGGCAGCCCUCAGAGGCCUGGGGUCCAGGGGGCAGCCCUCAGAGGCCUGGGGUCCAGGGGCAGCCCCUCAGAGGCCUGGGGUCCAGGGGCAGCCCCUCAGAGGCCUGGGGUCCAGGGAUCAGCCCCUCAGAGGCCUGGGGUCCAGGGGCAGCCCUCAGAGGCCUGGGGGUACAGGGAUCAGCCCCUCAGAGGCCUGGGGUCCAGGGAUCAGCCCCUCAGAGGCCUGGGGUCCAGGGAUCAGCCCCUCAGAGGCCUGGGGUCCAGGGAUCAGCCCCUCAGAGGCCUGGGGUCCAGGGGGCUCA